Molecule: messenger RNA, 3243 nt
Organism: Hydractinia symbiolongicarpus
Lineage: Eukaryota; Metazoa; Cnidaria; Hydrozoa; Anthoathecata; Hydractiniidae
Product: DNA repair and recombination protein RAD54-like
Exons: 28
Coding region: 822-3083 (753 amino acids)
Biological process (GO): double-strand break repair via synthesis-dependent strand annealing; reciprocal meiotic recombination
Cellular component (GO): nucleus
Molecular function (GO): DNA translocase activity; ATP binding; ATP-dependent chromatin remodeler activity
Source: RefSeq, a predicted model, not a curated record
AACCAUGAAAGCUAAAAAUAUCUUUAAUUGACUUGCAGUUAUUACUUGCUUACUUAUGUUACUUAUGUUAACUUUUGAAGUUGUAGCCUUACCCCUGUCGUGGACGACCGACGUCAGUCACUUUUUCCUCUUCUUCUACUCCAUCUCUAGAGAGAGGAGUAUGAGGGUUAGAUCGAACUACAGUGACUAUGCUGUUUUCUGAGGCUUUAUUUGUCCGAGGAAUGGGAGGUUCAUCUGGGAGAGUUUUGAAAAACUUGUCAAAGGGCUGUUUUAAACUUAAAAACUCGACAUGAAGUGAUGCUUCUUAGAGACUUGGGCAGGGCGUUGAAGGUUCUUGGAGCUUGAUAACGGAAGCUGUUGUGUAGUUUAGUGAAGCUUGUGGAAUUGUUCAGCACCAGUGGUAGUUGAAAGAGAUGCCCUUUUCUUUGUGUUGCAUGGGUUUGCAUGGGCGUGUGAAGGUUUGGGACAAUGCCUUCAGCUAUUUUCCAACUGUAUAUGUCUUGAUAGCGUUCACAUUGUCUUUGUAACGAGUACAAUUUGAGCUGUUUAAGCGCGUUUAAGUGUACACAGUUGAUCUUUUUCAGGUAGCUCCAGUGCAGAGCUUCUAGUACCUUGAUUUGUCCUUUCCUAGCAGGAGACCAGAGUUGAGAGGAGUACUCAAGUCUAGGGAUGACAAGGGAUUUCCAUAUUGGUAGGAGAACUUCUGGUGAUCGCAAUCGAAAGAAUCCAGCUUACAAACACAUUAAAGAAAUUUCAUGACACAAUGAUGUUACCUGCUCAGAUUUAUUUGUAAGUUCAAAUAUUCAUCAAAACAUGAAGAAAUGAGGAAAAGCAAAGCUCCAAGUCAGGUUGAAAAUGUACUCAAACGGAAAAGUGUAGAAAAUGAUGACAACAGUGAUGAGGACUAUCAGCCAGAUGAAAGUAUUUCUUUGCCUAAGAAUAACAAGCGAUUAGUUAGCUACAAUACUGCAGAUUUUAUUUCUCCCUACCGAAAGCCACUUGCUGUGAUAUGCACUACAACCAAUGGAUCUUCAAUCAGUGGAAAAUGGUCAGCUCAUGAAGCUCUUAUUCAAAGUAUACUCUCCAAGCCAUUUAAAGUUCCCUUAAAAAACUUUCAAGGCUCAUUCCAUGGCCGAAGCUUGGGAAUGCGAAAACAAGUACACAAGUUAUGUGCAUAUGAUCCGUAUGAAGAAGGUGCACUUGUUUUGUAUCACCCACCGGAAAUUUCAGCACAUGAUAAAUUGAACCAAAAGAGUGAUGACCAGUUGGUGCACGUUGUGGUUGACCCGAUUUUGUCAAAAGUUCUGCGUCCUCAUCAAAGAGAGGGUGUGAAAUUUUUAUAUGACUGUGUCACUGGGAGAUGUAUUGAAAAUAACUAUGGUUGUAUUAUGGCUGAUGAAAUGGGUCUUGGUAAAACUCUUCAAUGCAUCACAUUAUUGUGGACUGUCCUUAAACAGAGCCCGUCAGGAAAACCAGAAGUGAAUAAAGCUAUCAUCGUCACACCAGCAAGUCUUGUUAAGAAUUGGGAUAAAGAAAUUGGCAAGUGGUUAAAAGGUCGUGUGCAAGCGUUUGCUAUUGAUAGUGGGACUAAAUCAGAAAUUGACCAGAAACUUUCUUCCUUUAUGGGUCAGCACCAAUUAAGAGCUCCCAUACCAAUACUUAUCAUUUCAUAUGAGACGUUUCGAUUACAUGCUGCUGUGUUGCACCGAUCACCGGUUGGGAUUGUGAUAUGCGAUGAGGGGCAUCGUUUAAAAAAUUUGGAGAAUCAGACUUACCAAGCAUUAAACUUGUUAAAAACAAGCAAAAGAAUUCUUCUCUCAGGUACACCAAUCCAAAACGAUCUUUUAGAAUACUUCAGUCUCGUUCAUUUUGUUAAUGGUGGUAUAUUAGGGACUGUGAACGAAUUUAAAAAGAAAUUUGAAAAUCCAAUCUUAAGAGGAAGAGAUGCUGGAGCUAGUGAUGAUGAGAAGAAAAAAGGAGAGGACAAGCUAACUGAGCUGCUGUCAAUUGUCAGCAAAUGUAUCAUUCGAAGGACAUCUGCUAUUCUUUCGAAGUACUUACCAGUAAAAGUUGAGCAGGUUGUCUUCUGCAAGUUAGCAGACGGACAACAGAAUAUGUACAAAGCAUUUGUCAAUUCAAAAGUUGUCCGCAUGGAAACAAAGGACGGGAAGUUGUCUGCAUCUUCAUUAGCUUUCAUCAACCAAAUAAAAAAGCUGUGCAAUCACCCUGAACUUAUAUUUGAUAAACACAAACUAUGCGAGGAUGGCCUGCAUGACAUUCUGGAAAUGUUUCCUACAAAUUUUAGUGUGAAGCAAUUCCAGCCGGAAUUAUCUGGAAAAAUGCAAGUUUUGGAUUUAAUACUUGCUGUAGUGAAGGCAACUUCCGAUGACAAGGUGGUUUUAGUUUCAAAUUACACACAAACCAUCGACCUGUUUGAAAAACUUGCUCGUUUGAGAGGCUAUCAAUUUGUUCGUCUUGAUGGUUCCAUGUCAAUAAAAAAGAGGAUGAAGAUUGUAGAUAAUUUUAAUGACCCCAACAGUAAUGUCUACUUGUUCAUGCUAAGCAGCAAAGCAGGUGGAUGUGGGCUAAAUUUGAUUGGUGCAAAUCGAUUGGUUAUGUUUGAUCCAGACUGGAAUCCAGCCAAUGACGAUCAAGCUAUGGCACGUGUUUGGAGGGAUGGGCAAAAGAAACAAGUAUUUAUAUAUCGUUUGCUUUCGACGGGUACUAUUGAAGAGAAAAUCAUUCAAAGACAAGCUCAUAAGAAAGCAUUGAGUAGUUGCGUAGUUGAUAAAGUGGAAGAUGUAGAAAGAUUGUUUACUGCUAAUGAUCUGAAAGAUUUGUUUCGAUACGAUGAAAACACGAAAAGUGAUACUCAUGACAGAUUCAAGUGUCGCCGUUGCGUAAACAACAUUCAAGUGAAGCCACCAGCUGAAGGAUCAGAUUGUACUAAUGAUCUCUCCAUGUGGAAUCAUUGUGCAACUUCGAAAGGAAUUGUGGAUGUCGUAUUGAAACGUGUGUGGGAUGCUGGGAUAUCUUUUGUUUUUCAUCAACGGUCACAUGAAGCUCAAAUAAAGGUCGUGUAAACAUUCCAUGAAUAUACUCACCUCCUGGUUGUUGUUUCUUCUGUAUCUUCAAACACCUUUUAAUAAUUUUAUUGUACAAGAUGAGAAGAGUUGGAGGUGUAUUAAAUUUAAUGUAUUUAUUUUUGUAAUUCUUUUUAACAAAUAGAUUAAUAUUAUUACA